AUGUUUCCAUCCAAUCAAGAUGACACCAACAACGAGAACAAGGUCAAUCAGUCUUUUGGAAUCCAACAUGAACUUGGCAUGAAAAAUUGGAACUUCCUCUCAGGUGAGCCGUCCUCAACGACACUACCUUUGCAAUCGAGCGGUCUUCCUUCACCAUCACAUUGGGAUGAACAAUUACUACAACGCAGAAGAGAUGACCAUACCAGAAAACCCAAAACUGACACCUCUCAAAUGACAUUUUCUGAAAUAUAUAUGUUUCACAUGGAAAAGGAAAAACGUGAGGCAGAAGAGCCACUUUUUCCCAUUGAGGAAAAUCCAUAUUAUGGCCCAUUGGCUUCCAAGUUCUUGAUUCUACAACAAGUCGAAUCACAAAGCAACCGAUUCGAGACAAGUGAACUCGAAGAAUUGGCUUUAGAAAUUGUCAAACUCAACUCACUUUUGAAAUUGAGAAUGGAUACGGCACGGGAGAGACGUGAAAAAAGUCGACGAAGAUCGUUGCAGCAAUAUUUACUCUUUUCCAAGAUGGAUGUGUAUUUGAUGGAUGUUUGUGUAUGGCUGUAUGACGUGUUGAAAAAACAUCAAUUUGAGCAACAAUUGCAACAUUCAAAGAAAUUGUUAGAACACGUUCGAAAUGGCAUGAUUCAUGUGUUUUUUAACCUCGGGGAAUUAUGUUACUUUAUUUGGGAAGAAAAGAAGUCUGCUCUUUGCAUGAAACAAUGCAUGACAUUGUUGAACCAAAAGAAAGAGGAAGCAAGUGGUGUUCUCUCUGAUCAAGAUCUUGCUCUUUUAGUGGAAUGUCUCAUUUAUUGCAUGAUUGACACGAUAAAUCAUGACAAGUAUGCCACAAGUUCUUCUGAUUUGGAAAUGAAAUUUGUGAAACCCAUGCAAGAAUGUCUUUCACAAUGUUGUCAAGUCGAAAAUAUGGAUGAAUUGAUGACAUCGAAGACCACUCAAUGUGAUAUGCCCACCAUAGCUAAAUGUAUUUUACGUACUCGAGUGAAUGGUAUGGAAUCUCUGAUCCAUUACAAGUAUGGAAGUUCCAACGGUAUGGAGAAGAUUGUGACUCAAGCCAUUCAAUUUGUGGAGACACAAUCAAGCUUUGAUCGAUCACUUCUCGAGUUGCAACAAUAUCUGAAUAUCGAUGAAUUUUAUUGUCGACUUGGGGCCUUAGGUACUGCAAGACGGCAAUUAUUAGAGGCAGUCAAGAAUUACAACCAUGCUUUGAACAUUCGAAGAAAGUUUUACAUUCGAACUUUAAUCAACAAGAAUAUCGCCAUCCACAAUCUUUCAAGUGACAGCACAUUAUUGAAAAUACUUACAGUUUAUUACAAUUUGUUGUCACAAUGGGAAUGCUCCAAGUUUAAGAAGAUCACAGAAAAACACUGGAAAGUACAACCUUUUUGUUUUUUACAAAAUAACAUGAGAAAUUGUAACUUUGAAACAAUAUUUGGAGAAGAUGAUCCAACGUCAAUCAUCCAACAACAAGAUUUGGAAGAACACACAAUUCCAAAGUGGCUGUUGAAUAUUGAAAAUGUACUCAAUGAGAGAAAGGACCAAGAGAGCACAUACAAGGAAUUGAUUGAAGAUGAAUUGAAAUGGAUUGCCAAGUUUCAUGAAAUGGCACAGGAAGAGCUCUAUUUGAAAUUGUCCAUUCCUAAACUCGAUCGAUUUCAUUAUGUGGAUGUUGAAAUUACAACCACAAUAGCUAAAUAA
Naegleria lovaniensis is the source of this 1713-nucleotide messenger RNA. RefSeq lists its product as uncharacterized. The coding region runs from base 1 to 1713 and encodes 570 amino acids. The transcript has a single exon. Lineage: Eukaryota; Heterolobosea; Eutetramitea; Acrasida; Naegleriidae. The record is from RefSeq and is a predicted model, not a curated record.